Teleopsis dalmanni is the source of this 448-nucleotide messenger RNA. RefSeq names its product E3 ubiquitin-protein ligase ariadne-1-like. The transcript is spliced from 2 exons. Bases 182 to 421 code for a protein of 79 amino acids. The record is from RefSeq and is a predicted model, not a curated record. Lineage: Eukaryota; Metazoa; Arthropoda; Insecta; Diptera; Diopsidae.
AUUCAGCGUUGAAGUGCAUGUGUAAUUCUGUAAUAUAUUGGUAGUUUUUUUUCGGAAAUAAUUAAAAUAUAAACAACCAAAUUUUAAAUAGUUAAAUUUUGAACAUUUUGCUUAAGCCACUGCCGUUUUAAAGCUUCAUUCUGAAAAUUAUCUAUUAAAAUUUAAGAAAUAAACAAGGAAUAUGGAAUCUGAUGACGACUCCUUCGAGAUUGAGAAUGUUGACUCUGGCAAUGUGUCGUCAGGUGAUGAGGGUGACGAUGACUUCGCUAUGGAGGUUGACAUUCCCACAUCGCAUGAGCGCCAAAACGACACCGAAGAGUUUCAAUAUGAAGUGUUGACCACCGACGAAAUUGUACAACACCAACGUGAGAUUAUUGAUGAUAUCAAUAACGUUCUCAAGGUAAGUGGAGGGCAUGAAUGAGUGCUAGUGCAAUACCAGUUUAGUGUA